Bipolaris sorokiniana ND90Pr is the source of this 1441-nucleotide messenger RNA. RefSeq lists its product as uncharacterized. The coding region runs from base 329 to 1126 and encodes 265 amino acids. The transcript has 3 exons. NCBI's taxonomy places the organism in Eukaryota, Fungi, Ascomycota, Dothideomycetes, Pleosporales, Pleosporaceae. The record is from RefSeq and is a predicted model, not a curated record. Gene Ontology annotation, biological process: peptidyl-proline hydroxylation to 4-hydroxy-L-proline. Gene Ontology annotation, cellular component: endoplasmic reticulum. Gene Ontology annotation, molecular function: iron ion binding; procollagen-proline 4-dioxygenase activity; L-ascorbic acid binding.
UAGUAAUGAGCAGACGUCAGCGGGGCACCACGGGGGACGUCCAAGUGGGCGCCGCUGAAAGCCCUCGAUCUCCGCCGUGUGCUGUCUGCAAAAGCCUCAAGAGUCAUGUCUAGGCCUUCGCCGCCAGGCACGCUGAUAGGCCACCACCUGUGCUGUUCGACGCCACUAGGGCCCUGGGGCUGAAGUAGGCAGCAGUCGUUACAUACUUCUUUCUGUGUAUUCACAACCUUGUUGAGCCUGUACAUAUAAGAUGAGCUGCCUAAUGCGGCUGCGGCCUUUGCUUUUGUGUCGCACUCCUUUUCGAAGCAGUCACAGGCAUCUAGUAACUAUGGCUACCACCAGCAAACUGCCUUCACCCCCACCCCCAUCCUCUACGCUACCUCCAGGCUUCCUUGAGGGCCCAGCACCCAAUCUUACAAAGUCUAAGAUCGACUUCAAAGAAGCCGGAAUACCCGAAUGUGAAAAGUCCUGGGCCGUCGUCCUAGACGGCGUCUUGACCGAAGAGGAAUGCGAAACCUUGAUCAAAGGAGCCGAGGCAACAACCGACGGUAAAUGGGAGCGAGCAAUGGUGAAUGUGGGUGGUGGCAUGCAGGCCAUGUAUGAGGAUACAAGGAAGUGUGGCCGCAUCAUCUGGGACAACAAGGAGAUUAUGGACAAACUCUGGGCGAGAAUAGCACCGUCUGUGCCGGAAAUCCACACUUUACAAAACUGGGUAGAAGUCACGGGAAAUGGUCCCGCGCGGCGGGGAGAGACUUGGGUACUGACUAGGUUGAACGAACGGGCAAGAUUUCUCAAGUACGUUGGUGGCGAGUACUUCAAACCUCAUUGUGAUGGCUCAUACGAGACGCCUGAUGGUACCGAGCGCUCAUACUUCACCCUGCAUUUAUACCUCAACGAUGCUGUCGGCAAAGAUGGCGAAACACAGCUGGAAGGCGGAGCCACAACUUUCUUCAGUGCAAACAUGCACAAGCGUGUAGACGUUGUACCAAAAGUCGGUCGGGUCCUGCUAUUCCAGCACCGUCUUAUGAUCCAUAGUGGUGACGAUGUGGUGCGUGGGCAAAAGUUCACACUACGAACAGACAUUAUGUAUAGAGUGAAAGAUGGUUCGACAGAGCCAGCAAAGUAGACCAUGUCACCCGAGGGUAGGGUAACAUGGUGCAAAACGUUACUUUGUCCUAGUAUAUUAUGAAAGUUUUCAUUAGCAGUAUCCCUGAACUACACGAUGCGUUGGAAGAAUCAGACUUACAUAGAAAAAAAAUAAGAGUGAACGGCCUGCCUCGCCAGAGUAAUCAGAAUCGAAUGAUACUGUGCCCUUUUUCCCCCAAAGGGCUACUCAAGGUCAAGUACGCUGCGUAUUGUACUACAGUGUCGCCUCUUCCCUGCCGGGUAAAAGACACACAAUCUUCGCACCGACUCCCAUAGGGACACCAGUUCCACGCGC